AUGACGGAACAAAUUCCUGGCCCGGCAGGCUGGCCGUUCAUUGGCAACCUGCUCGACGUCCAGGGCGAGGUGCCCAUUCAAGCGAUCGAGCACAUCGCCGACAUCUACGGGCCCAUCAUCAAGCUGUCCCUCGCCGGCAACGAGCGUCUGUUUGUGGGCGGCUUCGACAUUUUCGACGAGCUCUGCGACGAGACGCGGUUCUACAAACUGCCGCCGCCCGCCCUCACGCAAAAUGCGCGGCCCGGGGCCCGGGGCCUCUUUACGUCGCCGUCCGAGAAGGACGCCGACUGGGGCCAGGCACACCGCAUCCUGAUGCCGGCCUUUGGGCCGCUGGCCAUCCAAAACAUGUUUGACGAAAUGUACGACAUCGCCACGCAGAUGGUCAUGAAGUGGGCGCGCCUCGGCCCAGAGCCGCGGGUGCUGCUCACCGACGACUUUACGCGCCUGACGCUCGACACCAUCGCCCUCUGCGCCAUGGACUACCGCUUCAACUCGUUCUACUCGGACACCGUGCACCCGUACGUGCAGGCCAUGACCAACACGCUGGCCGCCCGCAGCCAGUCCGGCCAGAUCGGCCAGAAAAUCAAAAUGCUGCUGCUGCCGUCGUAUGCCGCCUCGCUCAAGGCCGACGUCGCCUACAUGGGCACGGUGGGCCGCGAUCUGGUGCAGCACCGCCGCGACAACCCGACCGACAAGAAGGACCUGCUCAACAACAUGGUCCACGGCAGAGACCCCAAAACGGGCGAGUCGAUGCGGGACGAGCUGAUUGCAGCAAAUAUGCAGACGUUUCUGGUGGCCGGACACGAAACGACGUCGGGCCUGCUCUCGUUCGCCUUCAUGUACCUCCUCCUCAACCCAGCAACCUUCUUCGCCGCACAACAGGAGGUCGACCGCGUCCUCGGCACCCGCCGCAUCGAGCCUCAUGUCCUCAACGAGCUGCCCUACCUCAAUGCCGUGCUGCGGGAGACGCUCCGUCUGUCGCCCACGGCACCCGGCUUUGCCCGUGGCGUGCGCCCGGAAAACAAGGAGGAGCACGUCACCGUCGCCGGCGGCAAAUACGAGAUCCCCCGGGGCGCCCCGGUGCUCUGUCUUCUGGGCAAAAUCCAGCGCGACCCCAAGGUCUGGGGCGACGACGCCGGCCAGUUCCGCCCCGAGCGCAUGCUCGACGAGAACUUUGCCAAGCUGCCCAAGAACGCGUGGAAGCCCUUUGGCACGGGUCUGCGGGCGUGCAUUGGCCGUGCGUUUGCGUGGCAGGAGGCGCUGCUCGUGACGGCGCUGCUGCUACAAAACUUUACCAUUUCGCUGGCCGACCCCAACUACCAGAUGCAGGUCCAGCAGACGCUGACCAUCAAGCCGAAGAACACCUACGUGCAUGUCAAGCUGCGGCAGGGCAUCGACGCAACGCAGCUGCUGCAGCGUCUCACAGGACGUCCAGCCACGCCGCCCAGAUCCGUCAGCGGCGCGUCGUCGGCCCAAGCGACGAACGGCAUCAACGGCACCAAAGACGGAGCGGCCACAGCCGACGGCCCGACGCUGGCCAUCUUGUACGGCUCCAACACAGGCACCUGCCAGUCGCUUGCGCAGUCUCUUGCUGUCGAGGCCGGCCAGCGCGGCUACAGGGCAACGGUCCACGACCUCGACUCCGCCGUCGAGCAUGUCCCCAAGGGCCCCAACACGACCGCUGUGAUCAUCACGGCCUCGUACGAGGGCCAGCCGCCGGACAAUGCCGCCCGCUUCUUUGCGUGGCUGGAGCGUGUCGAGGCCAAGGAUGCCUUGGACGGCUCCCGCUUUGCCGUCUUUGGCUGUGGCCACGUCGACUGGGCCUCGACCUACCAGCGGAUCCCGACACGCAUCGAUGCGCUGCUGGAAGAAAAUGGCGCCACACGGGUGGCCGCGCGCGGCGCGUCGGAUGCCUCCCAGCGCGACAUGUUUGGUGAUUUUGCCAAAUGGGCGGACAACGUGCUGUGGAAAGCCUUGCCCAGUGCCGAGGACGCAGCCACCGCCAUGGGCGACAAAAAGGUCCACAUCCCCACGAUGGACAUGGACGUCUCGACCGAGCAGCGCGAGACACACCUGCAGCAAAAGCUCUUCUGGGCCAAGGUCACGGCCGCCCGGAGCCUUACGGCACCCGGCCAGCCCGAGAAGCGCCAUAUUGAGUUUCAACUGCCAUCCGACAUGACCUACCAGACGGGCGACUACCUCGCCGUGCUGCCGCUCAACCCGGACGACGUCGUGCGCCGCGUGAUCCAACGCUUCCGCCAGCCCUGGGACGCCGUCGUCACCAUCAAACGCGGUGCGCCCACAACGCUACCAACAGACACGCCCGUUGCCCUGGCCGAGCUGCUGCGCGGAUACGUCGAGCUGGCACUGCCGGCAACGCGCAGAGACAUCGAGGUGCUGCUCGAGCUCGCCAAGCACGGCGAAGGUGUCGAUGCCCGUAACGAGGCAGAAAGACUGGGCGCCCUGCUCAGCGACCCAUCCGCCUUUGGCACCACUGUGAUCGAGCACCGCACCAGUCUUCUGGACUUGCUCGAGCAGAACCCCAGCGUCGGCCUGCCGCUCGCCAGUUUCUUGGCCAUGCUGCCGCCCCUGCGUGCCCGUCACUACUCGAUUGCCUCGUCGCCGCUGGCGAGCCCAGACUCGUGUGCCCUCUGCUACAGCGUCAUUGACGAGCCUACAUGGGUGGCAGAUGCCAACGGCCGUGGUGCGUCCCCAGACAAGGCGGCGACGCCCCCGCGCAUGUUUCGCGGUGUCACUGGCGCCUACCUCAAGUCCUUGCAGCCCGGCGACCAGGCCCUCGUCGCCGUCCGCGCCACCAACCAUGUCUUCCGCCUCCCUGCCGACCCGGAAACGACCCCUCUCCUCCUGUUCUGUGCCGGCUCCGGCUUCGCGCCCUUCCGCGGCUUCUUGCAGGAACGCGCGGUCCAGAUCCGCGACGGCAACCGGUCUUUAGCGCCUGCUGUCCUCUUUGUUGGCUGCCGCCGCCCGGACGCCGACCGCCUCUACGCCGACGAGGUCGACGCCUGGGCCCGCGACGGCGUCGUCGACGUGCGCUACGCCUUCUCCCAGGCGCCCACGGACCCGCGCGCCGCCGGCUGCCGCUACGUGCCCGAACGCCUGCUGCACGACAAGGAUAUUGUCGUCGCCCAGUGGAAGGCCGGCGCCAAGGUGUACACCUGCGGCAGCGGCCAGGUGGCCAAGGACCUGGGCGCCGCGGCGCGCAAAAUGAUUGUGGAGCGGGCGCGCGAGGGGGUUGUGGCAGGCGAGGAGGGGGUGGUCGGGAUGACGGAAGAAGACGCAGCGGCGUGGAUGCAGCAGCGCCACAACGAGAGGUUUGUGACGGAUGUCUUUACCUGA
This is a messenger RNA of Sporothrix brasiliensis 5110, 3357 nucleotides long. RefSeq names its product cytochrome P450. The transcript has 2 exons. Bases 1 to 3357 code for a protein of 1118 amino acids. Gene Ontology annotation, molecular function: flavin adenine dinucleotide binding; FMN binding; heme binding. Gene Ontology annotation, cellular component: cytosol. The record is from RefSeq and is a predicted model, not a curated record. NCBI's taxonomy places the organism in Eukaryota, Fungi, Ascomycota, Sordariomycetes, Ophiostomatales, Ophiostomataceae.